This is a messenger RNA of Fusarium keratoplasticum, 1224 nucleotides long. RefSeq lists its product as uncharacterized. Bases 1 to 1224 code for a protein of 407 amino acids. The transcript is spliced from 3 exons. Gene Ontology annotation, molecular function: protein binding; U4 snRNA binding; U6 snRNA binding. Gene Ontology annotation, cellular component: U4/U6 x U5 tri-snRNP complex. The record is from RefSeq and is a predicted model, not a curated record. NCBI's taxonomy places the organism in Eukaryota, Fungi, Ascomycota, Sordariomycetes, Hypocreales, Nectriaceae. Gene Ontology annotation, biological process: mRNA splicing, via spliceosome.
AUGAGCCGUGUUUCAAAUCAUCUCUUUGUUUCUGUAUUCUCCCUUCUUUUGCUCUGGCUCUCCCUGUUCGGCGUACGCGCUACUCGGGCUAUGGAGGACCAUGACGGGUCCAACCUUGACAACGGGCAAAAGCCGUUUGCCAACGACGAAUCGCUCACUCCCGAAUCUCUUGCCCAAAAUCAAGCUUCGAUGAAUUCCUUAGCUGAACAAGAGCUCCUCGAAAAUAACUAUGCUCAGUCACUACAAGAACUGAUGGACGACCCUAAUCGGUGGCAUAUCCAUUCAACAGACUCAGGUCCAAAAGUCAAAUUCGAGUUCCUUCGCAUGCCUAGCGAAAACCCGGAUUCUUUGAUCAAUGCUAUACGAUUCAGUCCUGAUGGGAAGUACAUUGCUAUCGGCGCGAUGAAUGCCGCCUACAUUUACGACGUUGAGACUGGAGACAAAACGUGUACUCUGAGGCACAAUUCAACAGAGGACACACCAAAGAUGCUGUUGGUGAGGGGAGUAGCUUUCACUACUGAUAGCAAGAGGUUGAUUACUGCCUGUGAAGACUCGCUUAUAAGGGUCUGGGACAUUGCAUCAGCCACUGUGAGCAGCACGUAUUCAGGCCAUCUGAGCGAGGUAUAUGCCCUAGACAUCUCCAAAGAUGGCCAUAUGAUCGCGUCAGGGAGUGCUGAUCGCACGGUCCGGCUGUGGGAUACCGAGUCGGGUUCAGAAAUUGCCCAGUUCACGUUCCCGGAUACGCCUGUGAGUGUCGCCAUCUCAUCCGACCCUGCCAUGCUCGUAGCUGGUUCAUUAGAUGGCACCUUGGGUUUCUGGCCUAUACAGGGUAUCAAAUCGGACGACGAGCCGAAAAAUAGGUUCCAAGCCCACAAAGCCAGUGUUCAUUCGGUUGCCAUCUCGAAGCAUAACCUCUUGGUGUCUGGUAGUGAGGAUAACACUGUGCGACUAUGGCCCCAUGAUCCGAAAAAUGGUUUCAAGCAGGUCAAGCACAAGGGCAUAGUAACGGGUGUGGACGUGACAAGCGAUGGACGAUGGGUUUUGUCAGUUUCACCGGCACAAGAGCUGUACAUAUCAGAUGCGGAGACUAGCGAGAUCCGCACCGUCAUCCAUGAUCAUAGCCAUCUGUGGCUUUCGUUUGCGGUUGCGGCGAGCCCAUCUGGAGGGCAUUUUGCGACUGGCGGAGGAGGGGACUUUCAGGUCUGGUCCUACAGUGACAACUGA